AUGGCUGAUAAUACUAUUAAGCUUCGAGAGGAGGAGGAUGUAUUUGAUGAGGAACAGUAUAACGAAGAAGAAGAUGAGGACUUCAAUCCCGAACAAGGUAAACAAAGUGAGGACGAGGAUGAAGAGGAUGAAAGUAAACCAACAGAGAGUAGUAAGCAUAAAGACGGUCGCAAUAUUGACUAUUCUAGAAUCGAGAGCGAAAGCGGUGGAUUAGUUAGAACGAGAAGGGCAAGGCUGCUGGAGGAUGAGCUCAAAUCAAAACGAAAGUACGAGGGAUUACAGGCUGGGUCCAUUUCAGACUCAGUGAAGGACAUUUGGAAUGAGUUAAAAGAGACGACAAAUAAGAGACUUAAAGAUCGGGCAUUUUGUGGGUCUGUGCUUGCCGAUGAUGAUGGAGUGAGAGCAGAGAGCUACCAGGAGGAACGUAUACUGAUCAAAAGACAUUACAAGUUUGCAGGAGAGACUAAACAUGAGGAGAGGUUAGUUCCAAUUUCAAGUUCGGAAGCACAAGAGUACCUUAGAAGCCAUAAAUUCCAAAAUAAAUCGGAUACAAGAUCAGAAUAUCUGCGAAAGCCCAUCGCUGAAAAGGAAGUCCCGAUAAGAACUGAAGAAGAACGUAAACGACUGCGAAGACCUUUGAAAAGGUCGCCAUAUCUGGAACAAAUAAUUGCAGGAUCCUUGAAGCCCAAACUGACAACACUUGAGAAGUCAAGCAUGGAUUGGGCUACUUAUGUGGAUAAGGAAGGACUCAAUGAUGAGUUAACUUUGUAUAAUAAGGAUGGGUACUUGGCCAAGCAGGAUUUCUUGAAUCGUGUUGAAAUGGUAAAGGAUAGUAGGUAUAGGGAGCUGAGACAGAAACAGCUCGCGAUGCAAUUGCAGGAGCAACAGCAGUAG
Molecule: messenger RNA, 894 nt
Organism: Torulaspora delbrueckii
Lineage: Eukaryota; Fungi; Ascomycota; Saccharomycetes; Saccharomycetales; Saccharomycetaceae
Gene: SWC5
Product: Swc5p
Exons: 1
Coding region: 1-894 (297 amino acids)
Source: RefSeq, a predicted model, not a curated record